GUCUGAUUAGGCCGAAGAAGUCGAGACAACUGAAUAUCUCCAUCUGUGUUCAUGUUUCCAUUUUGUUGAUGAACUUUUUGGAACAGAAUCUGGAGCAGAAGCUCGGCUGAAACCACAGUGACAACCCAUAAACCUUACAUCUGUAAUGGACAACUUCAGCCUGGUUGCCAAUCACUCAGACUGUACCGUGCCCGACACCGCUUUCGAUGGGAGGUCGUUCCUAUUUUUCUACAUUGCCAUCAUCAUCACCGCCAUCCCGUCCAACGCCUUCUCCCUCUACGUGUCAUGGCAGCACAUUAGACAGAAGAAUGAGCUCGGUGUGUACCUGUUCAACCUGGCCCUGAGCGACCUGACCUUCACUGUGGGUUUGUCUCUGUGGCUGGACUUCCUGUGGCAGGGAUUCUGGGCUCACGGGGGUAACGUGUGUUUGCUCUCCGUCUACUCUCUCUUCACCAACUUCUACACCAGCGACGCGUUCCUCUGCUGCGUCGCCAUCGACCGCUACCUGGCAGUGGUCCACCCGCUGAAGUGCGCGUCCUUGAGGAGAGUUGGCCCUGCAGCAGCGGUGAGCGUCGCCAUUUGGGUGCUGGUGAUCUGUUUCAAUGCCGCCACCAUCACGUGGGAGGACUCGUACCUGCCAAACAACAAGUCUUCCGUGUGCUUUGACACCUUCCUCCCGCUCUCAGAGAAUAUGGCUCGCACAAACGUGCUGCGCUUCUUCCUGGGGUUCGUGGUUCCUGUUCUCCUGGUGGUGUUCACCACCUGGGGGAUCUGCACGGCGGUGAAGUCCAACAAGGCCACAGAGGAACAGGAGCGUAAACGGAUUUCCAGGCUGCUGACAGUGGUUCUACUCUGCCUCUUGUUCUGCUUUGGACCCGUCCACAUCAUGAUGCUGCUCCGAGUGCUGGUGUAUCACUGCUCCUAUGUCGCCUGGUUCAUCUAUCCCUACAAAAUGAGCCUUGCCAUCUCCACGCUCAACUGCCUGGCAGACCCACUGCUCUACUGCUUCAUUACCAGGACAGGACAGAAGAACGUUAAUCAGGUCGUGCUCUUCUUCCAGGGAAAGAAGAGAAUCAAACAUGAGGAUGUAGUGUAGAGAAGACGCAGGAUAGACCAUGAUAAUUAUGAGACAUCUAGUUGCAGAAGUUAAGAUUAGGGAUGUUUCAAGUAAUAAAGAUAUCGUGUCUAUUCCUCAACAAAAACUCUAUAGGUUAUAUAGUAAAAACUCAAGCAGAUGAGUCUGAAAACUGCAUUCUGCAUGAAGUAAUUUCCUUCUGAUGUGUUUUUAACAACCAUAACUCAAACAGGAGUAAAUUGUGAAUUGUUGGAUAUUUUAAUAUAUGUCAUUAUUUAUGAUGAUAUCCUACUGAGACAGUUAUCUUUAUUAUUGCUGCUAUUGUUGCUCUUAUACGUGUCCACCGGCGUGGACGUCAUCAUUAUAAUUGUUUUGAUUACAGAGAUUAUUUGAGUAUUUAUGGUUGUGCACAUCGGUGAUGAUGAGCUCAUUUAAAAAUGGACGUCACCUGUAAAGUGUUUGUGUAUUUAUGAAUGUGUUUUGUUUUAUGUAUGCUUAUCAAUAACAAUAAACGUCAUGUUCUCUAUUCAAUAUAACAGCUUGAAGACAGUAUCUGUGUAACUAACUGAAAAUAAAUAGCAGUGCCAGUCUUCAUUGUAUCUUUUUUCAAGGAAAACACUGGAACAAGUUGGCCACAUAAGCAGUGUUCGUUUGUAGAAUAAAUGUAUUGUCUUAUCAUUAGAUCUGGUAGAUGUUAUGCAGAUGUGUAAAUGUCUUUGAGGGUGCUGACAGGAACAUCAUGCCCCCCCACUAGAGACUUCUUUAAACCGGUGCUUGCAGUUAGGAUUCAUUACCACAAAGGUAAUCAAUUGCAGUUCAGUGUAAAUGCAAGUGUUUACAUUCAUUUGUCCACCCUCUGCAUGUUCAUACUGACAGUUUACUUUGCAUGUGCCGUACACCUUUAUUGACAUGCUUUAUUAACUUUUACACCUUUAUUACCACUCUGUCCAACACUGAGCAAUGCGGGGGGGGAGUGUGAACUACGUCAACAUAACAGUUCUGUCGUGUGAAGCCUUCCCCGAUGAGGCCCAGUGGCAAUGAAGGGUUUCAAUGCAAAUGUAAUCAUUGGAUUAAAGGUAAACAUAUGGCUUUAAUCAUUGGACCACUUCCAACUGCUAUUUGGGUUUUUGGUCAGAUAAGUGAGCAUUAGGUGCCAUAUGUACAGUGUAGUAUUUUAAAAAUACUUCCUGUAAGUACCAUCUUUCUAUGACAAAACAUUAU
Messenger RNA from Pleuronectes platessa (European plaice), 2296 nucleotides. Its product is annotated as psychosine receptor. The transcript has 2 exons. Gene Ontology annotation, molecular function: G protein-coupled receptor activity. Gene Ontology annotation, cellular component: membrane. Lineage: Eukaryota; Metazoa; Chordata; Actinopteri; Pleuronectiformes; Pleuronectidae. Bases 146 to 1096 code for a protein of 316 amino acids. Gene Ontology annotation, biological process: G protein-coupled receptor signaling pathway. The record is from RefSeq and is a predicted model, not a curated record.